AUGUCCAUCAACCCGGCGCAAGAGGUCACACAAGCUCGCAGCGAUGGCAAAGUGCAUCUCCUGUUGGCUGCAUCCGGAUCUGUAGCGACCAUCAAAAUCCCCAACAUUACCAAGGGCCUGUCACAGCAUCCCAACUUGUCCAUCCGACUCGUGCUUACCAGCUCUGCUGCUGAAUUCCUCCAAGGCCAGGCCGAAGAGCAGCCAAGCCUCACAGACAUUCGCAACUACCCCAACGUCGACGCAAUAUACACGGAUGAGUCUGAAUGGGUGCAGCCAUGGACUCGAGGAGCCCCGAUUCUGCAUAUUGAGCUCAGGAAAUGCAAGUCACUCAAUAUUGUCUCACUUGAUGAAUAA
This is a messenger RNA of Trichoderma breve, 354 nucleotides long. RefSeq names its product flavoprotein domain-containing protein. The transcript has a single exon. NCBI's taxonomy places the organism in Eukaryota, Fungi, Ascomycota, Sordariomycetes, Hypocreales, Hypocreaceae. The record is from RefSeq and is a predicted model, not a curated record. Gene Ontology annotation, molecular function: phosphopantothenoylcysteine decarboxylase activity; FMN binding. Gene Ontology annotation, biological process: coenzyme A biosynthetic process. The coding region runs from base 1 to 354 and encodes 117 amino acids. Gene Ontology annotation, cellular component: phosphopantothenoylcysteine decarboxylase complex.